AGUACAACUUGGCAUGUGGCAGGGCGUACCAGCAGACUUCCUUCCAGAGUGUCUACAUGUUGGGUGUGUUUUUCGGUGCUCCUAUCAAUGGAUACCUCUCUGAUAAGUAUGGCAGGAAGCGUCUGGUGGUGUUUGGUGCUCUUUCUACAUCGGCAUCGCUCUGGGCUCCGCGUGGCUCCCCUUCCUCUCCACCAUCCUGCUGGCUCGCUUCCUCCUCGGUCUCUUCCACGCCAUCUGUCUCUUCACCUCCUACGUGUUGUUGGUGGAGGUGAUGGAGCCUAAGGUGCGUCCUGCAGUGGGGUACGUCAUCUACAUCUCGUGGGCCUUGGCAAUGAUGGUGUACGGAGGGUUUGGCUUCUUAAUAAGAGAUUGGAGACUUCUGCAAACCGUGGUCACCCUGCCUGGCUUUCUCAUCAUUCCUGGCUUGUGGUUGAUAGACGAGUCCCCGCGGUGGUUGAUCGUGAACGGGCGGUGGCGAGAAGCCCUGCAGGUGCUGACCAAGGUGUCCCGCUGGCACGGCGUGGACCUUCCCCCAGAGGCUGAGAUGAAGGCGCUGGUGGAGGAGCAGCCUGAGGUGGACAAGAUAGAGACCCAGCCCUUCUCUCUGCAGCGCCUCCUGUCGGCCAUCAAAGACGAGAUUGUCAUUCUGUUCAGGACCCCGCGGCUAAGAAUGAUCACCGUCUGCGUGUUCCUGGGCUACACUAUGGCUUCAAUGGUGUACUUCGGUCUGUCUCUGAGCGGCGGCACCAUCAGUGACAACCCCUACGUGUUUAUGACCCUGUCCGGCCUGAUGGAAGUGCCCGCUUAUACCUUCACUAUACCUGUCGUUCAGCGCUUCGGCAGGAAAUAUACUCUCGCCACGUGCUUCCUUCUCAGCGCCCUUGUUCUCUUCGCUCUUGCUGUUAUUCCUGCUGGGUACAGCGUGGCGGGGGUGGCGCUGGCGAUGAUGGGCAAGGUGUGCAUCACGGCGGGCUUCCAAACUAUCAUCUUCUUCUCCAGUGAGCUCUUCCCGACGGAGGUGCGCAGCCGAGGAGUCAGCGCUGCCUUCAUGAUGUCCAGAAUAGGCAGCAUGGUGUCCCCCUUCAUCACAGACCUGGUGGGGUCUGUGUAUCGGUGGGCGCCCUUCGUAGUGUUCGGAGCGGGCGCACUGCUGUCAGGGGCGGUCACUUUCUUGCUGCCAGAGACAAAAGGACAAAAACUGCCUGACACGGUGGCGCAGCUGGAGGAGAAGAGCUGCCAGCAGGAUAAACUGAGCGUUACUCAAGUUUCCUGAAGACAUUGGCAAGUCACUCUUCUCGUCGUCCAUGCAGGCUCUGUGUGGAGAAGACUGGUUUGGGGGAGGCAGGUGUGUGUGUGUGUGUGUGUGUGUGUGUGUGUGUGUGUGUGUGUGUGUGUGUGUGUGUGUGUAUAUGUGUUGGAAGUCAAAUUUAUUAUCUCUUGAUUCUUUUUUUCUCUUUUUCUUGUCAUUUGUUGGUACUGUUGUUGUUGUUGUUGUUGUUGUUGUUGUUGUUGUAUUUGCUGUUUCUGUUUGUGUUUCUCUGCUUUCUUUCUUUC
Messenger RNA from Portunus trituberculatus (swimming crab), 1554 nucleotides. RefSeq names its product organic cation transporter protein-like. Gene Ontology annotation, cellular component: membrane. The record is from RefSeq and is a predicted model, not a curated record. Lineage: Eukaryota; Metazoa; Arthropoda; Malacostraca; Decapoda; Portunidae. Gene Ontology annotation, molecular function: transmembrane transporter activity. Bases 272 to 1273 code for a protein of 333 amino acids. The transcript has 9 exons. Gene Ontology annotation, biological process: transmembrane transport.